AUGGCAGCUUCUAAACCCUAUCAAUUGGUUGAGGAGCUUGACGAAGACCUUUUAAACUGUGAGAUAUGUUCCGAUCGUUAUACCAAUGCGAAACUACUUCCGUGUCAACAUAGUUUUUGUGAAGAUUGUCUCGUUACGAUGGUCUCAAGGAGUGGACUUCCUGGCGUUGUUAUAUGUCCUCUGUGUAGACGUAAACAUGACAUUCCUGGCGGCAUCUCAAAUGUAGAAAAUAAUAUGUUUAUUAAUCAGUUAGUAGAGGUUUUCAAUGUACGAGAUGAGAAUACCUGUCAGCCGAUAAAAUGUACAGCGUGCGCAGAGUCAGAAGUCAUUAAACGAUGUUUGGAUUGUGCAAUGGAUGUAUGUGACAACUGUGCACGUGCUCAUACCAAGUUUCCAGUUACCAGAAAUCACACAAUCAUAACACUGGAAGAAUACAAGUCGGACAAGACAGGGCAACUCCACUCAGCUGUUUACUGUGAUAAACAUCCGGAUAAUCAGAUAAAAUUAUACUGCGACACAUGUGAAGUGGCCAUCUGUCUAGAGUGUACUGUGAUCGACCACCAUCAUCAUCACUGCAAGUAUCUGGAUAAUGCAGCAUCAGAAUUUAAAGAGAAAUUAAGUGUGAUGGUAAAGGAAAUGAAAGUGAAGGAAAAAGAGGGAAGACAAAGUAUAGUCUCUGUACAGAAGGUGUCCGAUUCACUCGAAUCCAAUUUCAAGCAGGAAGAAUCAAAGCUCUGUCAGUUUGUAGAGAAGAUGAUGGAAGAAACCUCACGUAAAAUACGUGACAAUGGAGCAACACUGAUGAAGGAGAUAGAAGACGUGCAUAAAGUGAUGCAGAGUAACUUGAAAGCUCAACUGAAACAACUGGAGACAUCAACCAGUGAUUUAACUCGUACAAGAGAAUUUGCUGAGAAUCUACUGACUCACGGAAAUGCAUCACAUUUGAUGUCUGCUAAGAAAAGCAUGUCAUCAGAAUUACCACGACUACUAGAAAUGUGCAUUAUACAAGAACCAAAAGAAAGUGACUACAUAAAGUUCUGUCCAUCACAGAAAGUAAACCAAACUGCAGACAUUGGGGUGAUAUCGACUCACCACUGUCUUGGUAUUCACUCUCAUCCUAAUAUUGUGAGAAUCCAAGAUGAUGUCAUCGUUACCAUGGGAAACAAGUUGAAAAUAAAAGAACCGAUUACACUUGACUGUAUACAGGCUGCAUUGAAGACACCCAGUGACAAACCUGUUAAUAUGACAAUAAAAAAUAGCCAUGAUGGGUCAGUAGAAUUUAAAUUUAAAGCUGAAAAUGUGGGUGAUUAUGAACUGUCAGUAUCAUCAUAUAAUAAACCAGUGAUGGGGUCACCUGUCAGCAUAAAUGUAAUUCCGAGAAAAGGAUUGAUUUGUAAUUUUGGUAGAAAUAGCCCAGGAUUAGGGAAACUAUCUUAUCCCUUUGGUGUAGCAUUGACCAAGAAAAGGAAUAUUUUAGUUUGUGAUAGUGCCAGUAAAAAAAUACAACUGUAG
Messenger RNA from Saccoglossus kowalevskii, 1512 nucleotides. RefSeq names its product tripartite motif-containing protein 45-like. The record is from RefSeq and is a predicted model, not a curated record. NCBI's taxonomy places the organism in Eukaryota, Metazoa, Hemichordata, Enteropneusta, Harrimaniidae.